UAGCGGUCAUGGCGAUAAAUUUCAAACACGUGGAAAAUUUUAGCCGACUGAAAAGCAGCUUUGGUGCGAAAACGGCUGAUAAAAGUUGAAUUUCCACGGGUUUCCAGUCAUAACAACCUUUGAACUUCGUGAGAUCUAAAAUGUCAAACGUGAAGUGUUAUAAGUGUGAUCAAAUAGGGCAUUACGCUCGCGAAUGCCCAUCUUCGGGAGGAGGAACUGGUGGAUCUACUGGCUCAGGCAGUUUUGGAGAUAAGUCUUGUUACACCUGCGGCAGAACAGGUCACUUGUCCAGGAAUUGCCCCAAGAAAAAUUUUUCCAAUAAAUGCUAUGCAUGUGGUAAGAAUGGACAUAUCUCAAAAGACUGCACAGAAGGAAGCAGCGACCUUUGCUACAAUUGCAACCAGAAGGGCCACAUCUCAAAGAACUGCCCAGAAGCCAAGAUUGAGACCUGCUACAAUUGUGGUGAAAAAGGCCACAUGCAGCGCAACUGCCCUGACAGCAAAGGUCGGUUUAACCCAACUUGUUACACCUGUGGCAAAACUGGCCACAUUGCCCGCGAUUGCACUAGAAGCAGCUCCAGUGACAAGUGCUACCGUUGCGGUAAGAGUGGUCACUAUGCUCGCGAUUGCGAUGAAAGUGAAGAGAAGUGUUACACCUGUGGAGAAACUGGCCAUUAUGCACGCGAGUGUAGCAAGUCUGAAAACACCUGCUAUACAUGCAAACAGACUGGCCACAUCUCUAGGGACUGCCCCAAUGAGCCUGAAGAAGAAAAGGCAGACGAUUAAGAAGAACAAUCACCCACAGGCUGUAAGCAAGUAAAAAAGUACUGUGGAGUCAUAGCUAGGUGAAUGUUGAAUAAUGUGGUUUACAGGAGAUACAAUGUCGGCAAGAGCCGACCAGGCGCAUUGAGCCAAGCAAGGUUUGGUAAAUGAUUGGCAUAGUGUCAAUUCUUUGUCAAUUUUUGCCCAUGAUUUAUUAUUUUUUGUGUGUCGUGUAAAUGCAUGGGCGGAGAGGAAUUGUAAUUGCCUUGUCACUUUGCAUUGGGCAGAUACUCAAGGGUGUUUGAGAAAUGUUUCUGAUCAUCCAUUGAAUUCAAUUGCAUUUGAUUUGUUGAAUUUUGGAAUCACUAAGUGAUUUGCAUUGAAGCUAUAAAAGAGUAUUAUUAGUGAUAAACAAAGCAUUGCACUGCCAUUCAAUAAUAAACACACCAUAAAUGGUAUUGUGGUACACUGGUAGUGCUGUGUUUUGUUUUAAAAAUUUAUGAUAGGAGGGUUUAUUUCAAAUGCAUUAUACACCAUAGCUUGAAGGCUUUAGAUAAUCUAAUCUUGUUUCUAACACCUUUAAAUUAGAAAUAACAGGCUGGGAGACUAGUUAGUGUACUGUUGCAAUAUUUGAAAAAUACCUGUCCUAAUUAAUGUAGUAGAGGUAGAAGUUGUUUAAGGGGUUUUUGUGUAAAGUGAUUGUUGGCCUUCGGUAGGUCAUACACAAUAAUAAUUUCUACUAGGAAUAUUACUUCCUGUUUCUUUUUAAUUCAUGGCAUUGCCAUACAACUACUGUCAUGUUCUUAGCACCAUCAAGUUCUCUUUAACAGAUUUUGAUGUUUAGAAAACAGAUAUUGACUGAAGUCUUUAAACCUGUGAAACAAAAUUUGAUUUUUUUUACUUCACUCUAGUUUAGGGUCAGGUAGAAUGUCUUUUAAUUCUAUGAGAUGCUUGGGGAUACAAAUAUGAGAAAGAGAAACAUUUUAAAAUUAUAUUAACAUAUAAGGGUUCUUAAAGCUUGAAUUCUCAACACUCAUAGGCCAACUUGCAUCCGAAAGCCUUUGUACAAUUUUUCUUAUGUGAAGAAUCUUUGCUUUUGAACCAAUCAGAAAGCAACUUUCAACAGAAUAUCAUUCUUUAGCUCAAAGCAAAACAAACAUAUAGGUUCUCGGAUGCACUUGGGCCUUUAGGGGUUUUAAUUAUUUCUGAGUGAGUUCUUUAAUUUAUGAUGGAUAAAGUCAUGACAAAUAUGCUGGAAUUUUAUCCAAGUCCUUGAACACUUUAUGGAAGCGAGUUUUCUUUGUUUUUUCCUCUUAAAUUAUUCAUGAAUUUGGUAUAUUGGAAGUAAAAUAUACCAAGUCAAUUACUUUUUUUAUACACUGAAUAACUAUUAUUCUAUUAUUCAACUGUUAUUCUAAACAAAAUCAGAAACAAAGCUUGUUCAGCAAUAAAUUAGAUCAUUAUCGAUAGUCUGCGUUACAUUAUCGAUUGCACAGAAAAUCUAAAAUUUCCACAUGAAAGUUGUGGUUGCGAAAGAUAUAAGCUUUUGUUUAUAGUAAAUCCAGCCUACUGGCUAGUUUAUUCUUGCUUACGUUUCAAUAUUGCAGAAUGGAAAUAAGUUUUCCAUGGUUUAAAAAUUGCACUCUAGUAAUUCAAGAUAUUUCUGUAGAGGUUAUAUGUCCACAUCACUGUCCCAGUGCAGUCUAUUGGACUAUCUUUAUUUUCAACACCUGUUUUAUAACUGGUAUUUUACAACUUCUUAGACCUUGUAAAAUGAGAGAAAGAAUGUACUGAGAAUAAAAUGAACAUUGGCAAAAUC
Messenger RNA from Exaiptasia diaphana, 2580 nucleotides. Its product is annotated as cellular nucleic acid-binding protein. The transcript has 4 exons. The coding region runs from base 141 to 785 and encodes 214 amino acids. Gene Ontology annotation, molecular function: mRNA binding; translation regulator activity; zinc ion binding. The record is from RefSeq and is a predicted model, not a curated record. NCBI's taxonomy places the organism in Eukaryota, Metazoa, Cnidaria, Anthozoa, Actiniaria, Aiptasiidae. Gene Ontology annotation, biological process: positive regulation of cytoplasmic translation. Gene Ontology annotation, cellular component: cytoplasm.